AACCGCGGUGGGCGGGGCGAGGGGACGCGACCGGCGUUGCUAUUGGCGGCGGUUGGGGGCGCGGAAACUGAACGCGCCGCAACGGCCGCGGCUGCCUCCUCGGGCUCCUGCGGCGCCUCGGGCGCCCGGGCCCCGCCAUGGCCGCGCCCUGUGCGGAGGACCCCUCGCUGGAGAGGCACUUUAAGGGCCACCGAGAUGCAGUUACCUGUGUGGACUUCAGUCUCAACACCAAGCACCUGGCCAGCGGCUCCAUGGACUCGUGCCUCAUGGUCUGGCACAUGAAGCCCCAGUCCCGAGCCUACCGCUUCACUGGCCACAAGGACGCCGUCACCUCCGUGAACUUCUCCCCUUCCGGCCACCUGCUGGCCUCGGGCUCCCGCGACAAGACCGUCCGCCUCUGGGUGCCCAACGUCAAAGGUGAGUCCACUGUGUUCCGAGCCCACACAGCCACGGUGCGGAGCGUCCACUUCUGCAGCGACGGCCAGUCCCUCGUCACAGCCUCCGACGACAAGACCGUCAAGGUGUGGUCCACCCACCGCCAGAAGUUCCUGUUCUCCCUGAGCCAGCACAUCAACUGGGUCCGCUGUGCCAAGUUCUCCCCCGACGGGCUGCUCAUCGUGUCCGCCAGUGACGACAAGACUGUCAAGCUGUGGGACAAGACCAGCCGGGAGUGUGUGCACUCGUACUGCGAGCAUGGCGGCUUCGUCACCUACGUGGACUUCCACCCCAGCGGCACCUGCAUUGCGGCCGCCGGCAUGGACAACACGGUGAAGCUGUGGGACGUGCGGACCCACCGGCUGCUGCAGCACUACCAGCUGCACAGCGCCGCCGUGAACGCCCUCUCCUUCCACCCAUCGGGAAACUACCUGGUCACGGCCUCCAGCGACUCGACCCUGAAGAUCGUGGACCUGCUGGAGGGCCGGCUGCUCUACACGCUCCACGGGCACCAGGGUCCGGCCACCACUGUCGCCUUCUCCAGGACGGGGGAGUACUUUGCUUCGGGCGGCUCCGACGAGCAGGUGAUGGUCUGGAAGAGCAACUUCGAUGUGGAUGACGGAGACGCUGCCAAAGGGCAGAGGCCUCGGGCCGCGCUGGCCAGCUCCUCCCGGAACCUGCCAGACGUGGACUUCCGCCUGCCGGGCAGAGCCAGGAGCCAGGAGUCGGCGCAGAGCGUGCCGCCGCCGAGGGAGCCCGCCAGCUCGCCGCAGGCGCUGACCAGCACGCUGGAGCACAUCGUGGGCCAGCUGGACGUCCUCACCCAGACGGUGUGCAUCCUGGAGCAGCGGCUGACGCUGACAGAGGACAAGCUGAAGCAGUGUCUGGAGAACCAGCGGCUAAUCAUGCAGAGAGUGACACCGUGAUCGGGGGUGCAAUCAGGAGCUCGUUGAUUCGGGGUGGCGGGCGGGUUUGUACUGUGGGACUCGGGUAAAUAAACGGGGUUCAACUCGGCACGAAUCAGGUCCGUCCCAAGCCCAGGGGUGUUGCCUCUGCCCGCCCUGGCGGCCCCGCCUAGCCAUGACGCCCAUCGGCGGCGCAGUGCACAGGCCUGAGGGACCGUGUCCGGCCCAGCGCAGGAGCCCCUGGGAGAUGUUUGCUGCGUCGGAGCUGAGUCCUGAGGCCCCAAGCCACCUGCUCCCUCGCCUUCGGGCCAUGUCCUCUGCCCCGGGCCGCUGUCCGCCUCAGCCUGGGCGGGACUCCUGGCGGGUGAGCCUGGAUCUGACUCCGACCGAUGCCCGUGCGGCCCUGGCUCAGUGGGUCCAGGAACAAGCACGCCAGCCUGUGGUGGCUUUGGUUUCUCCCUCUGUUCACAGGGCAAACAAAUCUGAACAUUAAACAGACUUCAC
Molecule: messenger RNA, 1844 nt
Organism: Pipistrellus kuhlii (Kuhl's pipistrelle)
Lineage: Eukaryota; Metazoa; Chordata; Mammalia; Chiroptera; Vespertilionidae
Gene: POC1A
Product: POC1 centriolar protein A
Exons: 11
Coding region: 138-1361 (407 amino acids)
Biological process (GO): cilium assembly
Cellular component (GO): centriole; ciliary basal body
Molecular function (GO): protein binding
Source: RefSeq, a predicted model, not a curated record